Lacerta agilis (Sand lizard) is the source of this 7797-nucleotide messenger RNA. It is a transcript of the gene CABIN1, whose product is annotated as calcineurin binding protein 1. Gene Ontology annotation, molecular function: nucleosome binding; protein binding. The record is from RefSeq and is a predicted model, not a curated record. Gene Ontology annotation, biological process: chromatin organization. The transcript has 37 exons. NCBI's taxonomy places the organism in Eukaryota, Metazoa, Chordata, Lepidosauria, Squamata, Lacertidae. The coding region runs from base 359 to 6952 and encodes 2197 amino acids. Gene Ontology annotation, cellular component: nucleus.
CAGUUUGUUUUGGGAGUAUCUGUAGAUGCACCAGCUUGGUGCCAUCUCUUCUGGCUUCACAAGCUCGCUCUGGGUUUCCUCAUGUCGUUUACUUCCCAUAACAGGAGCUUGAGAAAUCUCUUGCAUUUCUCAACUAAUAGACAUCUAUUAGUUUGGGAUGUCUCACGGUUUCUUUUAAAUCCAACUGGAAGUAAUAUUUCACUGUUUCAGUGAGCAUGUGCCCUUCUGUGGCAAUGUGCUCUAUUGCAGGGCAGAUGAUUCUAGUUUGAUCAAUAAAUUAUGUGGGUUUUGUUCCUUAGAUUCAUGAGUGAACUGAAUCAACAGAGGUGGUGAAUGGCAACACUGAGUCUCUUCAAAGAUGAUCAGGAUUGCAGCAUUGAAUGCCAGUUCCACUGUUGAAGAUGACCAUGAAGGGACCUUUAAAAGCCACAAAACACAGACAAAGGAGGCACAAGAAGCUGAAGCAUUUGCCUUGUAUCAUAAAGCUUUGGACCUUCAGAAACAUGACCUCUUCGAAGAAUCUGCCAAAGCUUACCAUGAACUACUUGAAACUCGCCUCCUGCGAGAGGCAAUUCCAUCUGGUGAUGAGAGGGAGGGCUUAAAGCACCCGGGCUUGAUGCUAAAGUAUUCUACUUACAAAAACUUGGCUCAGCUCGCAGCACAGCGCGAUGACUUUGAGACGGCCAUGGAGUUCUACUUGGAGGCUGUAAUGCUAGACUCGACAGAUGUCAACCUGUGGUAUAAGAUUGGGCAUGUAGCACUCAGACUGAUGCGCCUGCCUCUGGCACGCCAUGCCUUUGAAGAAGGACUCACCUGUAAUCCAGACCACUGGCCUUGUUUAGAUAACCUUAUUACAGUUCUCUACACACUCAGUGACUACACAACCUGCUUGUAUUUCAUCUGCAAAGCUCUGGAGAGGGAUUGCCUGUACAGCAAAGGGCUGGUCAUCAAAGAGAAGAUCUUUGAGGAGCAGCCAUGCCUCAGGAAGGACUCCUUGAGGAUGUUCCUCAAAGGUGACUUGUCAGUCCACAAUGUCAACGUGAGUCCGUCUGAGACCAGAACGAUCAUCGAGGAAGCUCUGGAGUUGCGCAGGAAGAGGCAGGCACUCUUGGUGCGAAAAAGGGACCCAGACCUGAAGCUUGUCCAGCCCAUCCCCCUUUUCACGUGGAAGUGUCUUGGGGAGAGCUUACUGGCCAUGUAUCAACACCUGACCACUUGUGAGCCGCCUCGGCCCAGCCUGGGCAAGAGAAUUGACCUCUUGGAGUACCAAGAUCUAGACCAGCACUCUGAUGUCGCGGCAACUUCCGCUCCCAUCAGUGUUAUACAGCCCAACCCCGUCAGCACCAAUCCCCAGAUGCCUGUGACGGAGCCACUCCUAACAUACACACCAGUGACGCCCGUCUUUCCCAGUCCAAAUGUUCUGGAAUCAGUCAGUCCUGCAGGGGAUGCCUCUGUGGGCGACAGAUCAAAGAAAGGGGUGAAGCGGAAGCGAAUCCCCGAAGACAGCGGCGAGACAGCCAAGAGGCGAUCAGCUCGGGUGCGGAACACCAAGUGCAAAAAGGAGGAGAAGGUGGACUUCCAGGAGCUGCUGAUGAAAUUCCUUCCUUCACGUCUGAGGAAACCUGACCCAGAAGAAGACGAGGGUCCUUUCAGCAGCUACGAGGUCCAGUCUGAGGCCAAGGAGGAAAAUUUCCAGCACGUGGGCACCCACAGGAUGCCGUGUGACCCAACAACGUGCAUGGAGUACGAGAAGCAGGAUGUUCAUAACUUCCUCUUGGCUAACUUGAACAACGGGGGCAUCCUUGAGUUGAUGAUGAGGUACCUGAAAGUGAUCAGCCUGAAGUUCCUUGUGAAAUGGCCGCCGGGCUUGGCUGAGGUUGUGCUGAACAUCUACAACAGCUGGAGGAAGCACAGCAGCAGCCUCCCCAAUCCGCUGCUGAGGGACUGCCGCAACCAGCACAUCAGGGAUAUGAUGCUGAUGAGUCUGUCCUGUAUGGAGCUGCAGCUUGACCAGUGGCUGCUGACCAAAGGGAAGACCUCAAUGGUGUCUCCAAGGAGCGGCCCUGCAGGCAGCUCUGUAAAUGGAAAGUUUGGCCCUGAUUUCCCUGGCAGCCACUUCCUGGGGGAUCUGCUACAGCUCUCCUUUGCCUCUUCUCAGCGAGACCUCUUUGAGGAGGGCUGGCUGGAGUUCGUGGUUCGAGUGUAUUGGCUGAAGGCUCGCUUCCUGGCCCUGCAGGGGGACAUGGAACAGGCCUUGGAGAACUAUGACGUCUGCACAGAGAUGCUCCAGAGCUCUGCUGCAGUGCAGGCCAAAGCUGGUGACAAGGGCGUGGUGAUCCGGUUGCCAAAUCUCCAUGUGGACUCUGUGGUCUCAUUGGAAGAGAUUGAGAAGAACCUCAAGUCCCUGGAGAGAUGCCAGUCCCUGGAGGAGAUCCAGCGCUUGUAUGAGGCCGGCGACUACAAAGCAGUGGUGCGUCUGCUGCGGCCCACCUUGUGUUUCAGCGGAUACGGCCGGACGAAGCACCUGGAAUUUGUCAUCUCCAUCCCGGAGAGGCCAGCUCAGCUGCUUCUGCUCCAGGAUUCCCUGCUCAAGCUGCAGGACUACCGGCAGUGCUUUGAGUGCUCGGAAGUUGCCCUGAACGAAGCCUUUCAGCAGAUGAUCAACAUGACAGAGGCAUCUGCCAAGGAGGAGUGGGUGGCCACUGUCACGCAGCUGCUCGCGGGGAUCGACUGCUCCCUCUCCUCGGACAGCAGCAGCCUGGAGGAGCCGCCAGCCUUGCAGAGCCUGGUCCGACUGACCAGCAACCUCGUCCAGAUCAUCGACUGCAGCAUGGCUGUCCAGGAGGAGCCCAAAGAGCCCUCUGUGUCUUCGGUGCUUCCCUGGGUUAUUCUUCACAGGAUCAUUCAGCAUGAAGAGGACACCUUCCGCUCCCUCUGCUGUCAACAGGAGGAGCAGCAGCUGCAGAGCCAAAAUGAGGAAGCAGCUCAGACUCUGGACACUCCUAUGCUGCCCUCUUCCCUGAUGCUUCUGAACACGGCUCACGAAUACCUUGGGAGGAGAUCGUGGUGUUGUAACUCAGACGGAGCCCUUCUUAAAUUCUAUGUGCGGGUGCUGCAAAAAGAGCUUUUGGCCUCUACCUCCGAGGACACCCAUCCCUAUAAGGAGGAGCUGGAGACGGCUCUGGAGCAAUGCUUUUAUUGCCUGUAUAGCUUCCCCAGCAAAAAGAGCAAGGCUCGGUACCUGGAAGAACAUUCCACGCAGCAGGUGGAUCUGAUGUGGGAAGACGCCUUGUUCAUGUUUGAAUAUUUCAAGCCCAAGACCCUUCCUGAAUUUGACAGCUACAAAACCAGUACAGUGUCUGCUGACCUGGCCAACCUUCUGAAGAAGAUGGCCACCAUUGUCCCUCGGACAGACAAGCCUAUGCUGAGGAUAGAGGAGGUGUCUAGCUACAUUGAAGGGACUCAGAGCAAGGUGCCAGCUCUCCCUGAGGGUGCCGACUACUCUCCUCCAGUGGUGACAGAGCUGUACUACCUCCUCGCAGAUUACCACUUCAAGAACAAGGAGCAGUCUAAGGCCAUCAAGUUCUACAUGCAUGACAUCUGCAUCUGCCCUAACAGGUUUGACUCUUGGGCUGGCAUGGCGCUGGCUCGAGCCAGCCGGAUCCAAGACAAGCUGAACUCCAACGAGCUGAAGAGCGACGGCCUCAUCUGGAAGCACGCCACCCCUGUUCUGAGCUGCUUCAAGCGAGCCUUGGAGAUUGAUGGCUCCAACCUCUCCCUGUGGAUAGAGUACGGCACCAUGUCCUAUGCCUUGCACUCCUUCGCCUCCAGGCAGCUGAAGCAGUGGAAGUUGGAGCUGCCAGCUGAGGUCGUGCAGCAGAUGGCAGAGCGGCGUGAUGGCAUGCUGGAGACGGCUAAGCACUGCUUCACUUCGGCGUCUCACUGUGAGGGCGACGGAGAUGAGGAGGAGUGGCUGAUCCACUACAUGCUGGGGAAGAUUGCAGAGAAGCAGAAGCAGCCGCCUGUGGUCUACCUCCGUCACUACAAGCAGGCAGGUCAUUUCCUGCACGAGGAAGCGGCCAGGUACCCCAAGAAGAUCCACUAUCAUAACCCACCGGAGCUUGCAAUGGAGGCCCUGGAGGUCUAUUUUCGGCUUCAUGCCUCCAUUCUGAAGCUUGUGGGGAAGCCCAACUCUGGGGUGGAUGCAGAGAUGCUGGUCACGUUUAUGAAGGAAGCUGCCGAGGGGCCUUUCGCCAGGGGGGAUGAAAAGAACACCCCCAAAAUCACUGAAAAAGAAAAGCUCUGCCUGGUGGAUGACGACUCCCACUCCUCUGCCGGGACUGUGCCGGGCCCAGGGACUUCCCUCCCCUCCUCAUCCGGUCCAGGUCUGACUUCCCCACCCUACACAGCUACUCCAGUUGACCACGAUUACGUCAAAUGUAAAAAAAACCGUCAGCAGGCAACACCGGAUGACCGGAGUCAGGAUAGCACAGCGGUGGUGCUCUCUGAUUCCAACUCCACUCAAGACAUGUUCACUGAGGUGGCCAGCUCUCAAGACAGUGCAAAGAAGCCUUUUCCAGAGAGGAGGCCUUUUGUGUCUCCUUCAGAAGCUGUUGCCACCACUGCUGGCAAAGAGGCCCCAGGAACUGCAGAGGAAAGGGGGAAGUCGGAGGAGCAGCCCUUGGAGAGCUCAGAGUCCUGCCACGUGGCUGAGCAGAAGCUGGACCAUCAGGCCCUGCCGCCCGGGGUCCCCCCCAAAGCCCCUGCCCCCUCGCUUUCCCAGUGGGAUACCAAGCGGCGGGCUGUGCCCAGUGGGGAGCAGUUUCCCCAGAGCCUCCCUGUGGACCUGGAGGAGCAGCGUAAGUUCCUGACGGAGCACUGCAUCACCUCCUUCCGCCUCUGCCUCAGCCGCUUCCCUCAGCACUACAAGAGUCUGUACAGGCUGGCUUACCUCUAUGCCUACAGCACAACCCAUAAGAAUCUUCAGUGGGCUCGCGAUGUGUUGCUAGGCAGCAGUCUCCCAUGGCAGCAGCUGAAGCACAUGCCAGCACAGGGUCUCUUCUGCGAGAGGAACAAGACCAAUUUCUUCAAUGGAAUCUGGCGCAUCCCCGUGGAUGAAAUUGAUCGCCCUGGUAGCUUUGCCUCUCAUAUGAACCGCUCCAUCGUCCUUCUGCUCAACGUCUUGUCGCAGCUCAAGGAUUACAACACCCUGCUGAAAGUCUCAUCUAUGCUGCAGAGGACCCCCGACCAGGGAAAGAAGUACUUGCGGGAUGCAGACCGCCAGGUCCUUGCCCAGCGUGCCUUCGUCCUCACAGUGACUGUGCUGGAGGACAUGCUGAAUGAGCUCACCGAGGUCUCCGAAGAUCCAGACUCCAAGUGCUGCAGCUUUUUUGCGUCCAGGAUGACGACCGAUGUCUCUAACAUAGCAAAUGCGGAAGAAGGACAGGAAGCCCUCCCGCAAAAGGCAGCCUUGUCUGAAGGCGGGGUGGCAGCUUAUGGUGCAGAGAAUGGGGUGAAAGAAGCAGCCCAGGGGGUGCAGCAGCCCCCCACCCCCAUGGACACAGCAGAGCUACGGGAGGCAACCCCUGAGGGAGAAGCAAAAGAGGCUCCCCAGCCGGGCUCAACAGAGCUCAUGGACUCGGAAGGAUAUUCUGAGGAUCCUGAAAAAAUGGGCUCUUCCUAUGGAUGCCCUGAUUCGACCCGAGGGUUGCCUGGACGGAUUCCUAAGGACAAAAGCUUAGAGAGCAGCCGGACAGCUGAACUGUCCUUGGAGGACCUAAGCAUCAGCUCUAAGCACCAGCAGUUGGAGGUGGCCAAAGUCCGUGUCCAGGCAGCUCCGAUGGAGGAGGUCAGCCAGAGGCCAAGCCGGAAAAGGAAACUGAUCGAUGACACAGAGUCGGGGAAGACCCUCCUCCUGGAUGCUUAUCGUGUGUGGCAGCAGGGUCAGAAGGUCAUGACUUACGACCUGGCCAAGAUCGAGAAGAUCAUGUCUGACACGUACAUGCUCAUUAAGCAAGUGGAUGAAGAAGCAGCCUUGGAACAAGCUGUCAAGUUCUGCCAGGUGCAUGUGGGGGCCUCUGCACAGAAGCAAGCUACAGGGGAAGCACCGACCACUCCAAAGCACCCGAAGGACAGCAAAGAGAUCUGCUUCCCAGCUGCCCCCGCCUCUCUGACGCCUCCUGCCGGGACUGCCUACUCCCUGGCUUCAGAGGCCCUCUUGAGAGCAGCAGCUGACCUGCAGGCCAAGCCCAAGACAGCUUCUCCCCCAUCCUCCUCUUCGUCUUCCUCCUCCUCCUCCUCUGCCAGCGUGCUGCUACUGCUGCCACCCCAGGAGCAAACUGGGGCAGAGUGUGUUGAAGAGGCCCCUGUUGUCUCCAGCCUGGCCUGUGAGGAGGAGGAGGAAGAAGAAGAAGGCAAGCUAGACCGGCCUCUGGAAGGAGCAGACUUGCAGCAGCAAGAAUCCCACCUCUGCCAGCAGAUGAAGAUGGCGACAGUGGCCCCCUCGUCCAAUUUGAUGCCCUGGCAAGUGGAGCUGGAGCCCGUGACCAGCACCAGCGUUGGAGGAGGGCAGGUCUGUGGCCGAGCCUCCAGCUCCAAGGCUCACCUCUGCUCUGAAACGCCACAGCCCUCCGCGGGGAGCAAGGCCGACGCCAGCCGCAUCAAGACCCGCGUGUUUCCCAGCAUGCCCAAGCUCUUCAUCCCCUCGUCCGUCACCAAGUUCCCACCCGAGAUCACCGUCACCCCCCCAACCCCCACCCUCCUCUCCCCCAAGGGCAGCAUUUCAGAAGAAACCAAGCAGAAGCUAAAGUCUGCUAUCCUUUCAGCCCAGUCUGCGGCAAAUGUGAAGAAAGAGACCCUUUGCCAACCAGCGCUGGAGAUUGUAGAAACCUCAAGCCAAGAGUCUUCGCUGGAGAGUGACUCUGAUGAAGAGGAUGACUACAUGGAUGUCUGAGGAGUGCUGGGCAGGUGGCUCCGCCCUCCCCUCCCCUCCCUUCGGCUUCUCUUUCCAGCAUCACAGCCACCAGCUGUUACCACCUUCAGUACUGCUGCCUCUGCUGUUGCCUUUAACUUACCUGGCAGCCGAAAGCUCACCACUGUCACCCCCAAGCCAAAUCUGCACUUAAAUCCUUCGGCACCUCCUCACUCAUUUCCCCCUCUUUAAAUGGACGGCUUUUACAGGAGGCAGCAGCAGCAUUUGGCUGGCUGGCUAAGCAGGAGAGACUGGACCGACCACCGCAAUGGUCUUGCCUCCUUUGUUACUUUAAGCAAAACCGUGGCUUAUUUUAUCUCGGUGUUGUCUUAAAAGGACCAGGCAGGAGAGACAGCUGGCAACCUCACUAGGACCGUGCCUCUUUGGGGACCAUUGGACAAGCGGUGAAAGCCAAGAGUUCGCAGGGCACCUUUGGUCUUAUCAGGAAACGGAUUUCAGUACCAUUUUGGUAAUGUCUGCUUUUUACAGAAUGACACAAAGAAGGGUAUAUGUUUGUUUUUUAAGUAUAUAUAUAUAAAUAUAUGUGGAGGGAUUGCUCACAUUUAUAUGGGGAACAUAAAGGAAGCCCGGCAUUUUUUUCUACUGAAGGUUAACAUUGUAAUAUAAGGAAUACAAACCCUGCACUUCAAUAGUGGGCUGUGUUGUGCCCACAGCAUGUGUCACAGAGCUUGCCAGGUGGGAUUUCAGUUUCGGGGGGGGGGAGGUGGGAGAAGACAAGGGUUAAAUAAAUGGUGCAGUGCAAAGCUUUGUAAUAAUAAAUAUACAUUUUUUAAAUAAAGUGAGAACACGUUUCUCCCAAGCCUCUU